AGAGGACCCAUGUGAGGAGGGACCUUUAGGACAGGCUUCCAAACGGAUAAAGAAAUUGAGGCCAAGAGGAUGUGACUAACAGGACCGUAGAGCUAUCAUGGAAAAGUGGGCUAGACUUCCCAAAGAACAGGAAGAGAAUCAUCCUUUGGAGGAUUGUUUUGAUUCAGUGCAAUUUGAUGCUAGGACCAUGACGGCAAAGCUUCCAGAAAAUCUUCCUGUUGUCUUUGGUUUGCAAGAAAAGCUGAAGUCACACAAAAUUGCACUGGUUGUGCUUUAUCUCCUUGUGUUUGGGGUUCUGAUCCCAAUCACUGCAUUUGUUUCAGGGCAGGUCCUGAGAUGCAGAGAGCAGAAUACAAAUUCUGGGUCAGAAUUCCCAUGGAAAGAAAAGCAGCAGGAAGAUGAGGUGAGAUUGAGGAAAAUGGUGCCUGGCUACAAUGAGACUUUGGAGAAGGAGAUUCAACAGAACUCUGAUUUAGAAGCAAAUCUGCAGUCUCAUCUUUUCCAGAACCUCAGCAUGAAGACUGAGCAGAAAUUUGAGGACCUCCUCCUUCAGGUCAACUCCAUCAUGUCUGCUGUCUACACUCAAAGAGGAGUGAUAGAUGCUGUCACUAACUCUUUAGCAAACCUGAACACCACAUUAUUUGAAAUUCAGCUCGACAUAGAGAGCUGGAAAAGCACCUGUCAAGGGAACAUCCGCAAACAGCAGGAGGAGACUGAGAGGCUGGAGGAGCAUGUGUACAAUGUGUCAGCAGAAAUUGUGACCUUGAAAAAGCAGCAGAUCCAUCUGAAUCAGGAAAUCCAAGGAGAAAUGAAACUUUUGGCUAACAUCACAAAUGACCUCAGACUAAAGGACUGGGAGCAUUCCAUGACACUGAGAAACAUAACAUUAAUUCAAGGCCCUGCUGGACCAAAAGGUGAACAAGGGGACAGAGGCCCCCAAGGAGAAGUAGGGGCUCCUGGCAUCACCGGCCCAAGAGGUCUUCCUGGUCUAAAAGGUGACAGGGGAUUAACAGGCCCCCAAGGGAAUAAAGGCAAUCCUGGAGCCCCAGGGAUCGUCGGAAGACAAGGUUUUCCUGGCCCGAAAGGGCAAAAAGGCGAAAAGGGGGACCGGAGAUAUUACUGCUUCUUCAAGUACAUUCCCCAGAAAGUCAUUCAAACGGGCAGAUUCCAUGAUGGCCUGAGGACAUCACUUCUGUGCUUGUGAAUCUUCGGAAAUGAAAUGAGGAGAACAGAAGUGCUUUGGUUGUGGGUGUGUUAGGGCUGUGUUUCACAUGUGAUUUUAUAAUCUAUGAGAUCUAUCUUCUCUUCUCCAGUCUCAUUGUUUUUCUGUCUCUCCCCUUCUCUUGGCUGGCUAACAUAUCAUUGUGUAAGCUUAUGGGGCCUCGAGCUCAAAAGCACCUCACGGGUGACUUAGUCCAAGCCCCUCUGUUUAUAGAAGGGGAAACUGAGGCCCACAGCUAGGGGAAGGGAUUUGCUCAGGGUCCCACAGAUGAUCUCAUCCUUCUUGACCUCUGUAGCAUUUGUCGGUGCUGGCCGCCUCCUUCCUGGAUACUCUCUUCUCUCUGAGCUUUUGGUCCCGUUGGUAUCUCAAACUCAGUAUCUUCAAAACGGAAUUCAUCUCUUACCCCAAGCCCUGCCAUCCUCCUAACAUCCUUAAUACUAUAGAGAGCAUGACCAUCCUUCAGGUCACCCAUGUUCACAAUCUCAAAAUCACUUUCACUUCUCUUUCUCAUGCACCACCCCUAAUCUAGUCUGUGGCCAACUCUUGCUUCUCCCUCCCUGACCUCUCUCUAUGUGUCCCCUUCUCCCCAGUCCCACAGGCACCCCCAGGUGCAGGCCCUCAUCAUCUCAUGCUUGCACUCAUCCCUGCCCCAAGUCUCUCCCCACUCCAGCUGUCAGUGAUUUUCCUAAAACUCAGGCUUGCUGAAGCCAAAUC
Messenger RNA from Trichosurus vulpecula (common brushtail), 1936 nucleotides. It is a transcript of the gene MSR1, whose product is annotated as macrophage scavenger receptor 1. Gene Ontology annotation, molecular function: scavenger receptor activity. NCBI's taxonomy places the organism in Eukaryota, Metazoa, Chordata, Mammalia, Diprotodontia, Phalangeridae. The transcript is spliced from 10 exons. The record is from RefSeq and is a predicted model, not a curated record. Gene Ontology annotation, cellular component: membrane. Bases 98 to 1204 code for a protein of 368 amino acids. Gene Ontology annotation, biological process: receptor-mediated endocytosis.